UACUUCUCUUCUCACUCCACUUUCCUCAACUCUUCAUUAUUUCUUCUCUCUCAUUAUCGUUCCACAUCUAACUUGACCUUCUAUAUUUAUUGCACUUGAUUUUUUCGAAAAUUCCUUGAAAUUUUGAAUUCAAAUUACAGAACAAAACCCAGUUGAUAGUUUUCUCAGAUGUUGAUGGAACCGAUCAAAGUUUUGAAAAGAAAAACAAAAUAUGAACACAAACAAAAACAGAGAAUAUGAACACACAAAAACAAAAACAAUAAAUACAUUUUUACAAAUCCACUACUGACACCACCUCGCUCCACAUAUCAGCCCACAUUACACUUCAAAAUACAAAAUUUAUCUCCCCGUUGAUUCCGGUGGUUUCUGUUAGUUUGGCAUCAUGCAGCAAACCCCAUUAAAGCCUUCCUUAUCUUCCUUCCAUUAUCCGUAAUUACCGCUACAUAAACACUCACUCUCUUCACACUAAACUCUAAAUUCUUUUCUAUCUUUAGCUGUCUUCUUCUUUUACAUAUAUUUAUAAAUUAAAACCCUUCAUUCCCAUCAAGGAUUCUUCUAUUUUUAGCCUCUUUUUCUUUAUAAGUACUCUUCACCUUUUUAUGCUUCUUCUUCAAACUCUUACUUUCGUUUUGACCCGGAUUCUUGACCAGGCAAUAUCUUUUUUUUUUUUCUAGUGAAUGCUGUAAUCAGAUGAUUCAGUAAUUUUGUUUAUUAUUAUUUUUCUAUGGGUUGUGUGAGCUCGAAGCAGGCAGUGUCAGUAACACCGGCGCUGGACCUGUCGGGCGGGUUACGAGGGGACGGGUGCGGGGAUAAUUCGGGUCGGAUCCGGAUCGGAAGUUGUAGAAGCGGUAGGGGCAAUGGUAGUAGUAAUAGGAAGAGCAAGGGGGAGUUUGGUAGUGGUGGUGGGGCGGUGGUGAGUUGUGGAGCGAGCGAGUUGGGUGAGUCGGGUAGGGCGAGCUCGAACAGCGAGUCACUGAGUUUUAGGCUUGGGAAUUUGCACAAGUAUAUCGAAGGUGAACAGGUCGCGGCUGGCUGGCCCGCUUGGCUCAGCGCCGUAGCCGGCGAAGCCAUCCAGGGUUGGGUCCCACUUCGGGCAGAUGCCUUUGAGAAAUUAGAAAAGAUUGGACAAGGUACAUAUAGUAGUGUGUUCCGAGCUCGAGACAUUGAAACUGGGAAGAUUGUUGCCUUGAAGAAGGUGAGGUUUGACAAUUUUGAGCCAGAGAGUGUUCGAUUUAUGGCUAGAGAGAUAAUGAUCCUACGCAGACUUGACCAUCCAAACAUUAUUAAGUUGGAGGGGUUAAUUACUUCAAGAUUAUCAUGCAGUAUAUACCUUGUAUUUGAAUACAUGGAACAUGACAUUACUGGGCUUUUAUCCUGCCCUGACAUCAAGUUCAGUGAAUCACAGAUCAAAUGCUACAUGAAGCAGUUAUUAUCUGGACUUGAGCAUUGUCACUCACGGGGUGUUAUGCAUCGUGACAUUAAAGGAUCAAAUCUCCUGGUAAAUAAUGAAGGAAUUCUGAAGGUGGCUGACUUUGGAUUGGCAAACUAUUGUACCUCUAAUCCCAGGCAACCCUUAACCAGUCGUGUUGUAACUUUGUGGUACCGUCCUCCUGAACUUUUACUCGGAUCCAAUGAUUAUGGAGCAUCUGUGGAUCUUUGGAGUGUUGGCUGUGUAUUUGCUGAACUUCUGACCGGGAAACCUAUCCUACAAGGGAGAACUGAGGUUGAACAACUACAUAAAAUUUUCAAGCUUUGUGGGUCUCCACCUGAUGAUUACUGGAAAAAAUCUAGACUUCCUCAUGCAACUCUAUUCAAACCACAACAUCCUUAUGAAAGUUGUCUUAGGGAGACCUUUAAAGAUUUGCCAACAGCCUCUGUGAACCUGAUUGGAACCUUGCUUUCUGUGGAGCCCUACAAGCGUGCCACUGCCUCUGCUGCUCUUACAUCUGAGUAUUUCACAACAAAGCCUUAUGCGUGUGAUCCAUCAAGUUUGCCUAUAUAUCCACCUAACAAAGAGAUUGAUGCAAAAAAUCGUGAAGAGGCACGGAGAAAAAAGAACAGUGGGAGAGUUCGUGGAACUGAAACAAGAAAACCAACACGAAAAUCUCAUGGAAUUAGUAAAUGGGCACCAGCAGAGGAUGCAGCAUCCCAGACUCAUUCUUCUCAAAAAAUUAAUGGUAAUAACGUGCAUAUUCUGAAAGAUGUGAUGUUAGGUGGGGAAGUCCGUAACCGUAAGCCAUCAGUGGAUGAGCGGGAAGAGGCUUCCCAUGUGAAGAAUGCAUCCCAUGGAGACAUUCCUUUUUCUGGUCCCUUACAAGUUUCUACAUCUAGUGGAUUUGCCUGGGCAAAAAGACGAAAAGAUGAUGCGUCCAUAAGAUCUCACUGUAGAUCUAUCUCAAGAACACAUAUUAUGAAUGCAUUGGAGCCCUCCGCUGCAUUGCAUGCAAGAAAUAAUUGUGAUUCGAAAAAGCACGAUAAUGGAGAUAUUUUAUAUAGUGGUCGUAAUGAUUCUAGAGGCCAUGAAUAUGAGAUUACCAAACCUGCUUUGCUUAAACAGUGGAGCCAACUUGAGCGUCCGGACUCUUUUGAUGCUUCUGAUGGAUACCAUUCACAGGAACUAUCGUUGGCACUUUACCAGAGGGAGGAAAUGGCAUCCAAGAGAAAUAAUUUGGGUUAUCAAGAUCAAGGGGACAAGGUUGAAUUUUCUGGACCCUUGCUAUCUCAGUCCAACAGAAUUGAUGAACUCUUAGAAAGACAUGAGCGCCACAUCCGUCAGGCAGUUCGAAAGUCUUGGUUCCAAAGAGGUAAGAAAACUGGAAAGUAAUUGUCAAAUGUGCUCAGCUCUAGGUAUGUAGAGAAGAGAAGAUACCUGAGACUGGUAAGAAUCUUAUACUGUUAAGAAGACCAAAUCAAGUAGGCUGCCAUACCCUGCAAUCAAACAUCAGUGAAAUGGCACAUAAGUUUUGUUGACAGAAGCACACACACCAGACCGGCAAAGGAGAAAAUAUGAUGGCUAUUACACAGCUAUAAAUAAAAGCAAAGAUGAAAAGGUUGGUCCGCGACAUGAAUACGUUGUCAAUUUUGAUUUAUGGUUUUUCCUCUGAUUAAUGUCUUCCCUCUUCUUUUUCCUAUUUUGAUCGGUGGUGUAUCCCUGUCUGCAUUGUAUAGAUCAGAGGCAAUUGAUCAUGUAUAUAUAUAAAUACGUUUGUGAUUCAUAAGACACCUGGUAUUGGCUUUC
Messenger RNA from Mangifera indica (mango), 3238 nucleotides. Its product is annotated as protein IMPAIRED IN BABA-INDUCED STERILITY 1-like. The transcript is spliced from 9 exons. Gene Ontology annotation, molecular function: cyclin-dependent protein serine/threonine kinase activity; ATP binding; RNA polymerase II CTD heptapeptide repeat kinase activity. Bases 725 to 2824 code for a protein of 699 amino acids. Gene Ontology annotation, biological process: positive regulation of transcription elongation by RNA polymerase II; protein phosphorylation. The record is from RefSeq and is a predicted model, not a curated record. NCBI's taxonomy places the organism in Eukaryota, Viridiplantae, Streptophyta, Magnoliopsida, Sapindales, Anacardiaceae. Gene Ontology annotation, cellular component: cyclin-dependent protein kinase holoenzyme complex; nucleus.